Molecule: messenger RNA, 282 nt
Organism: Pyricularia pennisetigena
Lineage: Eukaryota; Fungi; Ascomycota; Sordariomycetes; Magnaporthales; Pyriculariaceae
Exons: 4
Coding region: 1-282 (93 amino acids)
Source: RefSeq, a predicted model, not a curated record
AUGCAUCCCACGCAACGCCUUCGCAUGUUCCAACCGACACGCCGCAUGAUGCGGCCCGUUCCCAACGAGGAACAAGCUGCACACACCAUCUCCCAACGCCUUCGUCGUCUCCGAAAGAUCCCUCCGGAGUUGCUGCCCCUUGGUGUUGUCGUCGGUUUUGCUGUCAUCGCCGCCGCCUACUCCAGCCUGCGACACUUCAUGACCGACAAGACUAUCCGUCUGAAGCGUCAGAACCGUGCUGCUGACUCCCACAGCGAGGAACAUGGCGAGGGCGCUCACUAG